This is a messenger RNA of Condylostylus longicornis, 1350 nucleotides long. Its product is annotated as DNA-binding protein D-ETS-6-like. The transcript has 5 exons. The record is from RefSeq and is a predicted model, not a curated record. Gene Ontology annotation, biological process: regulation of transcription by RNA polymerase II; cell differentiation. Gene Ontology annotation, molecular function: sequence-specific DNA binding; DNA-binding transcription factor activity, RNA polymerase II-specific. Gene Ontology annotation, cellular component: nucleus. Bases 1 to 1350 code for a protein of 449 amino acids. NCBI's taxonomy places the organism in Eukaryota, Metazoa, Arthropoda, Insecta, Diptera, Dolichopodidae.
AUGCGUGAAGAUGAUUCAGAAAUUAAUGAUGAAAGGACGAAACCGAAAAAAAUUGAAACCACAUUGGAAACGUCGAAGAAAGAAAUUCAAAAUCUAACAAAUAGUAGUUCAAAUUCCAAUAAAAAUGAUUCUAAUGAUUCUAAUGAUAUUACUCAAAUAUGGUUACCAGUUAAUCCACAAGUAUGGACAGAAGAAAAUAUUCAAAGUUGGAUUAAUUGGGCAACAAAAGAAUUUAAAUUAGAAAUUGAACCAGAUAUUUCUCGUUUUCCAAAAAAUGGUAAAGAAUUAUGUGAAAUGACAAAAGCUGAUUUUUGGGUAUGUGCUGGUUCUAGAUUAGGUGGUAUACAAUUAGCAAAACAUUUAGCAUGGAGAUUACAUUAUGCGACGGGUAGAGAAACAAGUCCAAUAUUAAAUGAUGAUGAACCAAAUCCAUAUCAGCUUUUAAAUGCUGCUUCACACCGAUUGGUAGCACAAGGUUCAGGUCAAAUUCAAUUAUGGCAAUUUUUACUUGAAAUGCUUGCGGAUUCGUCAAAUUCAUCUUAUAUUACAUGGGAGGGACAUAAUGGUGAAUUUAAGCUCUUAGAUCCAGAUGAAGUCGCUCGAAGAUGGGGUGAACGUAAAGCUAAACCAAAUAUGAAUUAUGAUAAACUUAGUAGAGCUUUAAGGUACUAUUACGAUAAAAAUAUUAUGACAAAAGUACAUGGAAAACGUUAUGCAUAUAAAUUUGAUUUUCAUGGAUUAAUGCAAGCUUGUCAAGCUCAAUCACAAGGCUGUGAUGCAACAAGUGCUAUGUUAACUGCAUCUGCAAAUUAUAAACAUCAUCAUCAUCAUCAUCAUCAUCCACAUCCAUCACAUAUUCAUCCAUUAGCUGGUCAUCAUUCAGGAUUUCAUUCACAAAGUGAUUUACAAUCACCAUCUCCUAUGCAAUUAGUAUCAGCUGGUCCAUCACCUUCAUCAUCAUCAACUUCAUUAAGCCCGUAUGCCAGUCCAACUUCAGCAACUGUUACUACAGCAUCUGGUAUACAAACAACAGUUUCAUCUGGUACUAAUAUAACAACAAGAUCUCCUUCAAAUACUAUAAAUAUACCAUCUUCAAUAUCAUUAUUAUCAUCAACAAUUAAUACAUCAGGAUCAAUAAUUGGUAGUGGAGGUUCGAGUUGUACAAAUACUGGAGUUUCAAUACAAGCUGGUCAUACAAGUCAUCAAUUUGUUGCUGCUGUAACUGCUCACAGAUUUCCAAGCACAUCAUAUUGGCCAUAUUCUCCGCCACCAAAUUAUGAACCAAGACCGUCAACAUCAUCGUCAAUAGGUCAUGCAUUUACCACUAAUACUAUGAUUACACACCAGUAA